CGUCACGUGACGCGCAGCAUCAUCUCUCGUCAGCGCUUACUUUUCCGCAUCUGUCUCUGGUUGUUGCUUCGCUAACUUUAGCCAUGUUUCCCUCAGUUUUAUCGGUCUGACAUUUCAUGUAGCUGCCGCUCGUGUUGUGUGCCGGUCGGACGGACCGCUGUGCUACAUGUUGGUUCUUCUAACGGCCGGACAGCGUCACUUUCCAUUCAGGAACAAGCCGAAGAAGCUAGCUAGCAUCUCUAGCUAACAGCUGGUUAGCUUCCAGGAGAAUAACGUCGCUGUGAGGCAACCAACCAGGCACAAAGCUUCUAUGAGCUACGUCUGUUCGCCCCAAUCAGAGGAUGUAUCCGCCUUCCAGAAAGGACUUCAUCUCUCUGACACUCAGUGAUCCGCACAGUCACACUUACAACAACGGCAAACACCGCAGACAGUCCUGCUGGAGGAAAUGGAAGCAGCUGUCUCGGCUCCAGCGAAGCCUCAUCCUGUUCCUGCUGGCUCUGCUGCUCAUAUUUGGACUGCUCUCCUAUCCCAGCAUCGCAGAGCAGUGGAGAGGUUUAUCUGACAAAGAAGACUGGCUGGAGCUGAAUGACAGAGAGAUUAAGGAUAUUCUUCCAGGUGUGGAGUCCAUAUUGGAUGGAGCUGCAGGUAAAGCUCUGCCUCCUGUGGCAGGGCCACAUGUGGGGCCAGCUGUGGAUCCAGAUGUGGGCGCAGAUGUUGUGAUGAAGCCCAGAGGACCAAACAUCCCCAUGUUGGCGAAACCUCCCACUAAGACUAAGAUCUUCUCAAACAAGAGAGGUCCGCCAAGCCUGCAGAAAGAUGGAAAUAUUUCAGAAACAGUCGCUGGGGAAAAGCCAGCACAAGAGGUGGUUCAAGAAGAAGAGGGAGAGGAGGAGGACAAAGACAAGAAGAUUGUCAGCUGGAGAGGAGCGAUGAUAGAAGCCGACCAGGCCACAGAGCCUCCACCCUCAGCCAAUGUGAAAGAAGCUGCAGCAGCCCCAGCCAACCCUGCUGACACUGUCACAGUGGAAGUUUCAGCUGGAGCCGUGGACAGACUGGAGGCAGUGCGUAAUGCCUUCAGACAUGCUUGGAAAGGCUAUAAGGAGUACGCCUGGGGUCACGACGAGCUCAAGCCCAUCUCCAAGUCUUUUGGCGAGUGGUUCGGACUGGGUUUGACGCUCAUUGAUUCUUUGGACACCAUGUGGAUUUUGGGUCUGAAAGAAGAGUUUGCAGAGGCAAAGGACUGGGUAGAGAAAGAGCUCUCCUUCGACAAGAACGUGGAAGUGAAUCUUUUUGAGACAACCAUCCGCGUCCUUGGCGGUCUGCUGAGUACCUACCAUCUCACGGGAGACCAACUUUUCCUAGAAAAAGCUAAAGAUCUUGGGUCCAGGAUGAUGCCCGCCUUCAAAACUCCCUCAAAGAUCCCAUUCUCAGACGUCAACAUUGGGAAGGGAACAGCCCACCCCCCUCGAUGGACGUCUGACAGCACGCUUGCCGAGGUCACGAGCAUUCAGCUGGAAUUCAGAGAGCUGAGCCGCCUCACACAGGACCCACAGUACCAGGACGUUGUGAAUGAAGUAAUGAAGCUGGUCCACAAGCUGCCAGGCAAACAAGACGGCCUGGUGCCCAUGUUCAUCAACACCAACAGCGGCCAGUUCACCCACAAAGGCGUCUUCACACUUGGUGCCAGGGCGGACAGCUACUACGAAUACCUGCUCAAACAGUGGAUCCAGGGAGGCAAGACGGAAGACGACCUGUUGGAGGACUACCUGCAGGCCGUGGAGGGAGUGAAGAAACACCUUGUGAAACAUACGGGGCCCAGCAAACUGACCUUUGUUGGAGAGUUGUCCCACAACCGCUUCAACCCAAAAAUGGACCACCUCGUGUGCUUCCUGCCAGGAACCUUGGCGCUGGGGGCCCACAACGGCCUCCCAGGGGACCACAUGGAUCUGGCUGUGCAGCUGACGGAGACGUGUCACCAGAUGUACACACAGAUGGAGACGGGGCUGAGCCCAGAGAUCGUUCACUUCAGCCUGCAGUCCAGUGAUGGGCGCGAUGUCAUUGUCAAGCCUGCAGACAGACACAACCUGCUGAGACCAGAGACUGUGGAAAGUCUUUUCUACAUGUACAGAUUCACCAAGGACACUAAGUACAGAGACUGGGGUUGGGACAUACUGCAGAGCUUCAACAACUACACUAAGGUCCCAGGUGGCGGCUAUACGUCCAUUAACAACGUCCGUGACCCCGUUAACCCCGGGCCCCGGGACAAGAUGGAGAGUUUCUUCCUUGGUGAGACGCUGAAGUACUUGUACCUGCUCUUCUCCGACGACAUGGAGCUGCUCAGUCUAGACAAGUAUGUCUUUAACACAGAGGCCCACGCUCUCCCCAUAUGGCCCUCUCCACCCAAGUGAUGUCACCAUACAGGAGACGUCUGUAAAGAUGAGGCCUCGCAGAGUCCUGUGUGAGUCAGAGACUGUUAUUGCCGCUCAGUCAGGCAAAUCUCUUAAGCAACCGUCCGAGCUGGACUGCUGUGAUGAGCAGCGAAGCAGACCUGUGCCGUCCACCUGUACUUUGAUACGUUUUCAUGUGAAGGAGUUUAUUUUGCUUUCAUUUUUUUUCCUUUUUCUUUAUUUUUCCUAAGGAAAAGGUUUGUGUUAGAGCUGGUCUCUAAUGUAAAAAAGCUUUUUUAAACUCAGCUCUGACUAGCUGGUGCCAACAGGAGAAGAAAGAAGAUGGAGGGAGGGCUUUAUUACUUGAGUGACUGGGAUAGUUCUUGUAUGUGUGUGGUAACAACAGUCAUGUCCCUGCGUUUACUUUGCCAUGUGAGGUUAAAAUCCUCAUCAGUCCUACAUAUACAGGUGUCAUAGCUUUGAAGGAGCCCACAAAUUCAUUUUAACUCACCGAUGUUUAAAGGUGCAGCAACCAAUGAUGGAAACUUAUGGAGCACGUUCAGCUGCAUUUAUAUUGAAACAGAUUGCCACAGUGGUGGAGUCACAUAUUAUCUGUAAAGUCUUUACUUUGGCAAAGCCCAGUGCACUUGCUCAUGUAUAAAAAGGACAUAAAAGAAGUUAAAGGAGCUGUGUGCGACAUUCAGAGCAUUAACACAGCAGCAAACCAUCAUUUGCUAUGUUAAGAUAUAGAGGAGUAAUGGCGUCCUGAGCAAAGAAUGAAGUCGAGCUUCCUCUGUGUGUGUUGUAAUCUGAACUUCGGUCCAGCUGCAUGUGCAUGUUAGUGCAUCUGAGUCCCUUAAGUGUGUCUCAGUCGUGAGCUAGUCGCUGCCACAUUGCACUGUGCUUAUAUGGCACUACUGCUGAUAUUGGGUUGGCAUUGUUGCGGAAGCGUAGUGCCUACCGUCUGGUUACCCUCCAUGUUAACAAUGAUAGCUCUGCCAGCACUUUUGAGUUAGCACUUUUAGCUUGUAGCUCAGCCACCUCCAUGUUGACUCUGAACUAUAGAUAUGCUCUGAAUGUUGCACACAGCUCCUUUAAGUUCUGCUUUUAAUCCUUUUUCAGACGUCCGUCCCCUGAAUCGUCCCAUCCUACGCGGAGCAGUGGGCAGCUACACUACAGUGUCCAGGGACCAAUUUCAGUUCUGAGGCCAGUGCCUUGUUGAAAAGCAAAUGCAGAGUAUUCCUAAUAUCUAACAUGCAUGUCUUUAAUUAAAUAAAGACUUUGAGAAAAGUAUUAGGAUGUGUAUGGCGACGAAGCUUGCCACAACUUGGGGGUACACAAAUACAAUUAUUUAAAACCUUAUUGGUGAUACUGUCGGAUGCAUCUAAGCCUGUUUUUGUUGUAUGAGUAUGAAUUUUAUUUAAGCAACUUUUUUGUUGCUUUCUGAUCAGUCCAACGUGUUGAGCUCAAUGGAUUCCCAUUGCAUGCUUUCCAAAAAUGAAGUUUGUCUUCUUUCAGCUCACCAAAUUAAAACACUAUAGCGGUUAUUAAGAACUGCGAAGCCCCAAAAUGCAUUGCACUUACAGUAACUUAACAUGGAUUUCUUAACGGGCGCCACUGUUGCAAAUGUAGCAAAGAUUCUGUAGAUACUGAAAGAUAAAAUGUUAUCUACGGUAAAGCUUCCUGCACAGUCACACCUCAUUGUGUUUUUAAGGGCAGUCUGGUUGUUGUUUAUUGAUCUUUUGGUUUAAUGCGGCAGCAACAGAGUAUUCAGUGGGUUUAAAUCAUAUUUAUGUGACCUAAACAUUUGAAAGUGAAAGUAUAUGGAGGUCUAUUGAAUAAUUAAGGCUCUACACAUCUUAUUUUAUAGAUGAAUGUAAACAUUGAUCUCUACAUUUUAAUUUUACAUUCAGUCAUAGAGGAGCACUUGUUAGUGUGUUUACAUGCACUCUUUCUUUAUCCUAAUUUGUUUAGUUGUAUAUGAAGGGAUAUAAGUUAAGGCUUCCAUGCGGUCUUAAAGUGGAAACAGACAACUUUUCCCCCUAUAAGUGUUGGCGCUGCUGACACAAAGACAACCAGAUCACUUUCCUAUAAAGCCUCACAACUACCACAGUUUCCUCCGUGACUUUGGUUGUUUCAUUGUCCUCCAUUUUCCCUUCUGGGGAUAGUAGCUGCAAAGAACCUACACUGAUACUCUUAGGUAACUGGGGAUAGCUGCUGAUAGCUACCGGCAAAAACCAAAGCACUAUCCUCUUCCUGUUUUAGUUGAGCAGUGGUUGAGGCACUUAGUUUUCGUGGGAGAUCGCACUCUGUGACAGACAGAAUUGCAUAAAGGAAUGUGCCGAAACACAGAUGGCAUCAUUAUUCUAUAGCCAUUACAUAAAGCAACCAAUGUUUACUUCAUAAUGAUAAGCUAAAGCAAAAAAAAAAGUCUAUUUCCACUUUAAAUCAGCAGUUGCUGUGAAGUUAGAUCUAAACUCAGUACAUUACCAGUUUGUGUGUCAGGGACAAUAUGCACGCAGCUGCUCAUUCAUCCUCUUCUCACAGACGACUUGUUUAAGAAAUGAAGUAUGUUGAAUUGUUGUCUUCAUACUUGAAAGAGUUUGAUUUAUGCUAUGUAGCGAUCCCUGACCUCCCAUCAAAUGUGAUGCAGAGCAGUGUGGGAGCGCUUGUUUUCCGUACGGCAACGUCGACAAAUCAAUUUGAAGGGCACAUCCGGUGCACUGUCGGAGCUGUGUUUUUUUACUAUCACUUUCAGUUCUUGAGUCCAAGAUGGAUUUAUGUCUCGGAGCAUUUUUCAGCAGUAAGCGGUUAAUUGGACCAUUGUGUACAAGUUCUAACCAUCACGUUUUGUUAAUGAACUUCUGUCUAACAGAGAGCCAUAUACUGACCCGCAUCAGUGAAUGUGCACUACAUUUGCCAAUGAUCUGCUGUGCCUAUUGAAAUGUAUGUUGUGCUACAGUGGUUUGGUUCUGUUUUUUAUUGCUGCUGUAUCAGUGGUGUUUAUUUGUGAAUUGCUAUGGGUGGAAGUUUGAUUCACACUUACUUUUGGAUGAGUGGGUGACAAAACAACAUGGGUGUAAAUACUUUGUGUAAACUGUUUCUAACUUGUGUACUGAAUCCAACCUGUCCAUCCGCUAAUUAUUGAGCCCUUUCUGGUCUUUGCAUCUUUGUCAUCAAGUUCUGUUUCAAGCAGGUCAUUUUUGUGUCUACCCUUCUUUUUACGCUGCCCUUUUUCCUCUUCGUAAUGGUAAAUUUCAUGGCAUUCCGUCCAGAUAUCAGCGACAGUUUAACAUUUAUGGAGACUGAUGUCUGAUAAUUGAGUGAUUAUCUGAGGUUUCUGCAAUCUCUUUUGCUCCACACUGCAAGGAGGAGGUUUGGAGGAUUAAAUAUCCUAAUUAGGAAACAUAUUUAAAAGAAGGCUUACUUGAUGUGACAAGGACAUCUGUACUACAACUGGAAAUUGGUUAAUUCACAGUGUUUCAUGGUUUAUUAAACCAGUUUUAAUUCCCGGUGCACAUAAAAUGAUGAUUAAAUGAGA
This is a messenger RNA of Epinephelus lanceolatus (giant grouper), 5928 nucleotides long. RefSeq names its product mannosidase, alpha, class 1B, member 1a (gene man1b1a). Gene Ontology annotation, molecular function: mannosyl-oligosaccharide 1,2-alpha-mannosidase activity; calcium ion binding. Gene Ontology annotation, biological process: mannose trimming involved in glycoprotein ERAD pathway; carbohydrate metabolic process. The record is from RefSeq and is a predicted model, not a curated record. Lineage: Eukaryota; Metazoa; Chordata; Actinopteri; Perciformes; Serranidae. Gene Ontology annotation, cellular component: endoplasmic reticulum; membrane.